Messenger RNA from Bombyx mori (domestic silkworm), 5986 nucleotides. RefSeq lists its product as uncharacterized. Lineage: Eukaryota; Metazoa; Arthropoda; Insecta; Lepidoptera; Bombycidae. The coding region runs from base 232 to 1092 and encodes 286 amino acids. Gene Ontology annotation, biological process: negative regulation of TOR signaling; negative regulation of cell population proliferation. Gene Ontology annotation, cellular component: membrane. The transcript is spliced from 4 exons. The record is from RefSeq and is a predicted model, not a curated record.
CAUUUUGCACUCUCCCAGAACGAAACUGUCAGUCGAACUGUUCCAAAUGUUCCAAUAAUAUUUUAUUUAUGUCAAAAUAAAAAAGUGAUUUUAAUUUGUGAAAUCUAUAAAUUAUUAAAUUGCAGUACAAAGAGCAGGGUAACUGAUUCAGCGAACGCUGAAUCUGAAACAUACUUCUGUAGAUUUUCUUAUUAGUGUUAGUUCAAAUGUGCAAAUGAACAGCGCAAAAUAAUGGGUUGCCUUUCGUGGAUUCGAGAAUUUAAAAUGCCCUUUUCUUUUAAGGACAAAGAGUUAAAUAAAAUUGCAGCAUUCUUCAACAUCACUACUUUUCUGCUAACCUGUGCAGCUUUAGUACAACCCAGCUGGUUCCGUAUUAGAGGACUUCAUUGUACACAGAGUUUGGCAUUAACUCAGUUUUUUUCAUUUGAUGGUGAUGACGACUUAGGUGAAGAUGAUCAGAUAAAUAUACAUCAAGAUAGCAUUUUUAACCAAAAAAUUGAGUUUGAUAAAAGUCUCCCUCCAUGUAAAACUGCAGCAACUAUAACACUUAUGCGAGUACUUAUUUUACUGUGUUUCAUGGUGCUACUGUGUUCAUGUAUUGGUGCAAUCAUCAAUAUUACAAGCUUUAAUAGUAAAGCUAUAAAAUUGUUGAGAAGAAACGCCAUUCCAAGCAUACUGUGUGUAUUCUGGGUGAUAGCCAUUGUCGGUGUUUGUUAUUAUACAACUGUUCUGCUGGGAAAUACAAAUAACAGUGAUCCGAACAUGAUACAAGUCGAUUAUGAAUAUGGAUUUUAUACUAUUACUGCAGCAGGUGCUAUGGCCUUAUUAGCUUCAGCAGCUAAUUUAUGGGGUGCACCUUUAUCUAGUGAUGAAGAUAUCCAAAGACGGAAUUUAAUGGAAGACUGGGAUGGAUAUGAAGCUCACAGUGUUGGCCCCACUCCUGCUGUACCAACCUUACCUCCUUAUACUCCAAGUCCAGACUACGUACACAUAUUGUCAACUGCAUAUGCACCUCCAGUACUGGGAAGUCAACAAUAUUUUCCAUUCGAUGAUCUCUCUGUACUUCCUCCUCCACCACCUUACACACCAUAAACGUUAAUGUAAUUGUGAUAAAUCACUAGUUACAGAUAAAUGUUUGUUCGUUCAACAUACUAAAUGUAUAUUUAGAUUAUUUUGUCUUUCUUUUAAUAUGUUUAAUUUUAUUUUCUUCAUUUGAAUAGAUAGUUGAAUCUCAUUUAAAGUAUCGUUAUCGCUGCAGUCAAAGAAUGCAGUGUUCUCUUAAAUCCUUGUCUAAUUUAAAUACUGGACCUAGCAGUCUCAGUAUGACUUAUUGGCUUUUGCAUGAAAAAAAUAUCAAACAUGCAUCUUCCCACCACAAAAAGGGAAGAUCUAAUGUCUGGGCUUUACAAAUGGGCGUUUGAAGCCAAAUCAACCCCGACUGACUAAAAAUGGCUGUGUCCCUUCCCUAUACCUUUCGGGGAGUCCAAGCUGAUACUAUAAAAUAUCUUGUGUUAAGAUUAACACUGAAGAAACAGCCUUCAAUGGCUAGACCCGCCGAAAAACCAAGCAUAAGACGAACUGCUUCCUCUAUAGAUAGCAGGUGCUUCCCUACUGAUGAUAGCAGCCCCCGUUAAAACAAGUCUUACAGCUGUAGUGGUAUAUGUCUGGCAGAUCACAAAGCAAUGCGGUGCUAAAGUAUGCUUCACUCCGCUAGAAAUCGAUCACAUUCCGAAGCCCUGCUCGAUAGCACCAUAUAAGACCGGCGCAUUAAUGUCUACUUUACAAAAUUAAAGGACUCUUGAAGGUUGCACUUGCUCUAUUUUUACCCAGACAGCACAAGUUUAUUGAGCUCUCUCGGCACAAUGAGACAGACCAGUGUGAGUCACAACGGUUUUAAUAAGCCCAAACUCAAAAUUAGAUAUAAUAAUUAAAUAAUGAAAUUCUAAAUAUAUUUGUAAAUUUGUUUAUUUAUAGUUAACAAAAUGUAAUUAUUUUCAAUAUUUUCGCUUUCGGUUUAUUGAAAUCUAAUGAGUAGGAGUGGGUGAUAUAAAUCGUAUAUAGAUUCAAUAUCUAUAUAUCGCAGCAAUAUCGUUGAAUCCGAUAUCGCCCCGCACGAAAUCUAUAUAUCGAUAUCAGCCGAUACACGAUAUUGCUCGAUGUGAUGCGCAUCGCCAUAUCGGACCGAUUCGUGAAUCGAAAUCUAUAUUUCGAUAUCAGCCGAUACACGAUAUUGCUCGAUAUGAUGCGCAUCGGCAUAUCGUUCCGAUUCGUUAAUAUCAGCAAUAUUCGUUUGGUUCGUAUCGAAUCGGCCAGAGUGAGUGAGCGCACGAUAGGGAUAUCAUGUGAUGAAUGAAACAGAAACAGGCAUUAUCCAUACAAUUGUAAACCUUAUAUUUAAGUCCAUAUGUCUGUAGAUUAUUCUUAGCGUAUCAGCAGGAUACAAUUAAGGAAAGAAGUUUCAACUUUCGACCCUAACUUGAAUGCAGUAUAGCCUAUUUGCAUCGUUGAAUUUAAUUUCACGCGCUUUGACCUUGAACUAGAAUUUUUGGACAAGUGUUUAUAAAUACUUAAAAGUUUUUUGUGUUUGAUUUUUAAAGUACACAUUUUUCUAUUUUUAGUUGAAUCCAAAUAAUUGAGUUUAUUUCUUGUGUUUGUAUUAAACUUUUGAAAUCUACACUCUUUUGGUAUAUUUUGUAAUUUUAAAUUAAGACACAAAAUACUAAAAACUGAAAAUAAUGUAGCCAGUCCUAAGCCUGGUAAAAGCAUGAAGGAAAGUUUUUUUCAUAUUUUUAUUUUCAUGUUCUUUUUAUUACUUUAUGAUCAUAUUAUAAAUUGAUAUCAGAAAACCAACCGUAUAACGUUGACUUAAAUCUAUAUCUACUACGAUAUUAUAUCAGCGUAUCGUUUCAAAUCUCAAAUAUCAUGAAUCGAGAAAAUCUACUAGCAUCCAUCAAUAUAUAGAUUCAGAAAAUAUAUAGAUUCAAUAUCCGAUAUUGAUCCUCGAUAUAUAGAUACGAUUCGAUACGCGGCAAAACCGAUAUUACCCACUCCUACUAAUGAGUUGAAAUAUCGUUAAAACUAUCAAGAUUUUAUUCUAUUUGUAUAUUGUGGUUGUGAGAUGAUUAAAAAUAUCGGUUCACAUAAGUAUGUGUGUGAUUUGCCAUUUUAGUGCCUAAUGUUAUUGUUUUUCUCUAAAAGUAAAACAUCUUAAUCUUAGCUUACUUAGAAAUUAUUAAUACACUCUUUGUUUUCUAAUCGAUUAGCAUUCUUAAUUCAAGCAAUAUUUCUUUAUAUGUAAUGGCAUUAUUUGUGUGAAUGAUUAAUAUAAAUCAGUACAAUUAGGUAUAUGAUUUAACCUUGCGUUUAUUAUUUUCAUUUUAUAAUUUUUGAGUUUUCUAAUCUUCCACGAGAUUCGUGAUCACAAAAAUCAUGAAAUGAAAGUAAUAAACACUAGAUUGAAACUUAAAAGUACCUAAGUUUUAAUUAUUUCUACAAAUUUGCGAAAUACCAUAAAUUGUUCUUCAUUGAAGUUGGCUAAUAAAGUAAUUGUCUUUAUUAGACAGCUGCAUCACUUUAGUGAUUAGGAAUACUAUAGUAGAAUUAUUUUGUCCGUGCAGUUUGGGUCAUAAAAAAUCGGAGCGGUAAAGCGAGUAUUCCGCUCUCUUCCACUCACGAGCCUUAUGGACGGGCAUAGUAAUGCGUUGUCGAUAAGCGUUAUCGAUAGUGUAUUUAGUUUUGUCAUUUUGUGGGUUAGUGAUAAAAAUGAAAGAAAAAAUCACUAAUCGAACACUUACACAACUUAUCGCCGCAGCAAGUUAACGAGAACGGCAGAAAUUAACACUUGUAUCUUUUCGGGAUCUAUUCUUAUUUCAGUGAAAAUUUUUAACACAUUGUUGAUAACAACACGUGCAAUUAUUAUUUUGAAUAAAUUCUGCCGUUUUGAUACAAAACAAGGGAGUAGCCAUUGUGUCACUAAAGAAAUUCAGAGAACGAAUGCAUAAAAUCACAUUUCUCUUCGACAUAAUGUACUAUCAUUUGCAGGUAAGUAUAAAUGACUCAUGACAUAACAAUGUCUCACCGCCCUUCGUAUACCACCCCGUCGCCGUGUACCUGCAUUCGAUGACUCAUUUGUUUUUAUCGAUAAUGACGUUGCCCGCGCAACAUGCUCACCGCCCUAGCCGGGCUAUGUUUUAUGACCCAAACUGCACGGACAAAAUAAUUCUAGUAUAGUUAACAUACUUUAUAUUGUAGGUAUAACAGCAAAAACAGUUUUUAUAAGGAAACUAUCAAAAAAUCGCGAGAAUUCUAAAGUUAAUAAAAUAAAUCGCAAGAUUAAACUGUAAAACUGAUUCUUAAUCGUAUCUACGACUUGUGAAACCUAAGAAUGUACUAUAAUAUUAUUUUGGUUUAUUGUUUUUUCUUUAUCUUAAUUUACUUGAUAUUCAAAUGUGUUAAUUGUAUUAUAUAUGCAAUUUUUAUCAUUUAAAAAUUAGCUAUGAAAUUAAAAUAUAACAUUAUUUUGAAAAUGUUAUUGGAAAAUGAAAUAGCUAGUUUCCAAUAUUAUUUUGGUUUAUUGUUUUUUCUUUAUCUUAAUUUACUUGAUAUUCAAAUGUGUUAAUUGUAUUAUAUAUGCAAUUUUUAUCAUUUAAAAAAUAGCUAUGAAAUUAAAAUAUAACAUUAUUUUGAAAAUUUAUUGGAAAAUGAAAUAGCUAGUUUCCAAGUUUUAUUACUAUACAGCGUGAGCAUGACGGUAUCGCCUUAAAAGAAAAAGCGGCUUUUACUAGUCCAUAAGAACUAUAAAAUAAUUAGAUCUUUAACUUUACCUAAAACAAAUUAUUUUGUCUAAAAUUGGUAACCAUAAUUGAAGUAAAUCACACGAGCCUUUGACUCCAAACCAGGAUUCCCUGUAUUGUAAAAAUUUUAAACUGAUAUACACACGACUACGUACCUUAAACUUAUCACAUUUAGAGAAACGCAAAAAAUGGAUUUAAAAUGUCAAUGUAGAUUAUUAAUUUGAAUUUUACUUAAUAUUUCUAAUAUUAUUUUAAAUAACAAACAAGCGAUCAAAAAGAAAUAUACUUAAUCAAACUGAAAAAAUAAUUUACAGAAAAGAAACUUUUUCGUAUCUACUUACCAUUUUAUUAGUUUUUUAAAUACCUAGUGAUACCGUUCUAGCUCCUCGAACUGCUUCCAUUCUUGUCAUAUCUUAGAUUCAUAAUAAUUAAAUGAAUCCUUAAAUUGCGCUCCACAGCUGGUAGUUUUGCCUUUCUUAUUUUAUCUUCCAAAUAUUUUUUUUGCGUUUCUCUACUUUUUUCUUGGGUGUAUAUAUUAAUUUAAACACGCAGAAAACUAAAGUAAACAAUAAGAAUAAAAGGUACAGAAUAUAAGAAUAAAAGAAUAAAGUAGGUAGUAAAAUUAUUUUACGAUAUAAACGAAAGUCGAAAAACAACCAUUUAAAUGCUUAAAAGUAUUCCUAUAGUGGUUUUCGUAUUUGAAGAAAUAGGUCUCAAUCUUGACAUUAAAUCGACUCUGUUAAAUAUAUGUUAAUGAUUAUUUGGGCCAAACUCUGAAACAACACCACAUACUUGUUCGAUUUGUGGCGAUAUCGUCAUUCACCCUAAAAUUCUAUACUUGUAUAGAUUGUUUCUAUUUACAUUUAUUAAUAAUCAUAUUCAUCACAUCGUCAUAAGAGGAGCUUUUAGAGUUAAUAAAUGUAGAUUCACAAUAAUUAAUCGAAUAAAAUGUAGGUACCUAACAUUAUUGGAGUCCUGUUGUUAGAAGGUAGCAUCCAUAUAUAAACCGUGUUACCAAAAAUAUGAGAAGGUUAUUAGUUUUAUUGUUUGUUAUGUACAGAAACUCUUCAUAGUGUAAGCAUAGCUAUUCCCAGUACCUAUAUUUGACUGGGAAUUUUAUUUUUACAUAAUAUAAUGGAGACUAAAUUUAUUUUUGUGUAAGACCAAUAUGCAAUACAUAUCUACAAAUAAAA